Molecule: messenger RNA, 1698 nt
Organism: Fusarium pseudograminearum CS3096
Lineage: Eukaryota; Fungi; Ascomycota; Sordariomycetes; Hypocreales; Nectriaceae
Exons: 3
Coding region: 1-1698 (565 amino acids)
Biological process (GO): protein folding
Cellular component (GO): chaperonin-containing T-complex
Molecular function (GO): ATP hydrolysis activity; ATP-dependent protein folding chaperone; ATP binding
Source: RefSeq, a predicted model, not a curated record
AUGGCUUCCAUGUUCGAGCAGCCCAGAAACGGCACCCUUUUCCUGGGUGGCCAAAAGAUCUCCGGAUCUGAUAUUAGAGACCAGAACGUGCUUGCUACACAGGCCAUUGCCAAUGUUGUUAAGAGUUCUUUCGGCCCCAGCGGCCUCGACAAGAUGAUGGUGGACGAUAUCGGUGAUGUUACUGUCACAAACGACGGUGCUACAAUUCUCAGCCUUCUCGACGUCGAGCACCCUGCCGGAAAGAUUCUCGUUGACCUUGCGCAACAACAAGACAAGGAGGUUGGUGACGGUACUACCUCUGUCGUUCUGAUCGCCGCCGAACUGCUACGCCGCGGAAACGAGCUCAUGAGGAACCGGAUACACCCUACCACUAUCAUUACCGGAUACCGACUUGCCCUACGAGAGGCUAUCAAGUACCUGAACGAGAAUGUUAGCAUCAAGGUUGAGGAUCUUGGCCGCGAAUCCCUCAUCAACAUUGCCAAGACAUCCAUGUCCAGCAAAAUUAUUGGAGCCGACUCAGAGUUCUUCUCCAACAUGGUCGUCGAUGCUAUGCAGGCUGUCAAGUCCACCAACAACCGAAACGAGACCAAGUACCCCGUCAAGGCUGUCAACAUUCUCAAGGCCCAUGGCAAGAGCACUCUCGAAUCCGUUCUCGUUAAGGGUUACGCCUUGAACUGCACUGUCGCCUCGCAGGCUAUGCCCACACGAAUUCAGGAUGCCAAGAUUGCCGUCUUGGACAUGAACUUGCAAAAGGAGCGUAUGAAGCUUGGUGUUCAGAUUACUGUUGACGACCCUCAACAACUUGAACAGAUCCGAGCUCGCGAGGCAGGCAUGGUUCUUGACCGAGUGGAGAUGAUCCUCAAGGCUGGUGCCAACGUUAUCCUCACAACAAAGGGCAUUGACGACUUGGUUCUUAAGACUUUCGUCGAGAAGGGUGCUAUGGGUGUUCGAAGAUGUAAGAAGGAGGAUCUUCGACGAAUUGCACGAGCUACCGGUGCCACCAUGCUCAGCACACUCUCUGACCUUAACGGUGAUGAGAAGUUCGAACCCUCAUACCUUGGAUACGCCGAGGAGGUUGUCCAAGAGCGCAUCUCCGACGAUGAGUGCAUCCUUGUCAAGGGUACCAAGGCUUACUCUUCCGCAUCUUGCAUUCUCCGUGGCCCCAACGACUUCACACUCGACGAGAUGGAGCGAUCCGUUCAUGACUCACUGUGCGCUGUGAAGCGUACUCUUGAGAGUGGCAGCAUCGUUCCCGGUGGUGGUGCCGUCGAGACAGCUCUUCACAUCUACCUCGAGGAGUUUGCCGGCACCGUUGGCUCCCGAGAGCAGCUCGCCAUUGGCGAGUUUGCGCAGUCCCUUCUUGUCAUUCCCAAGACCCUGGCUGUCAACGCCGCCAAGGACGCUGCAGAGCUCGUCGCCCAGCUUCGAUCAAGGCACGCCCUGUCACAGCGUAUUCAGGAGGGUGACGGCAGUGAGGAUGAGAAGACCAUUGCACGAAAGAAGGGUUACAAGAACUACGGCCUGGAUCUCGCCAAGGGCAAGGUCGUCGACGAGAUCAAGAUCGGUGUCCUAGAGCCUAGCAUGAGCAAGGUCCGACAGCUGAAGAGUGCCGUCGAGGCCUGCAUCAGCAUCAUGCGUAUUGAUACCCUUAUCAAGUUGGAUCCUGAGCAAAGGGAGGACGACGGACACGGUCACUAA